AUGAAAAAACUUGAGGAAAAAAUACGGGAAAGACGAUCAAUAUCAUCGUCCUCAUCAAAUACUGAUCAAGUUUUAAAUACAUACUCAGAAGAGGUGGACAAUACAAGUAUAGUCUUAUCACCGAUAAUUCCAGAUGAAAUCAGCAUCCAAGCCACGGAACAAGUUGUGGAAAAUACUGAACCUGAAUUGGAUCCAGAAAUUUUGCAACUACUAGGCUCUGACCCCACAAAACAAACUAAUUUUGGCGAAAAUCUACAUAAAGAUAUAAUGCCUAGGUGGAAGCAUAUUCUCAUCAAUGGCCUGGACAAAGAUACAAAAGCCGAUAUUUUGAAAAGUCACUUACCGCCUGAAAACUGCCCGCAUUUAAAAGCGCCCAAACUAAAUGCAGAAAUAAAGGCCGCUUUAAAUGAAAUUAACUGCAAGAAAGAGUGUUUUAUUGAAAAUAAGCAAAACCAGCUUGCAAGUUGCUUGGCCGCCCUUGGCAAGGCCCUUAAUAUUGCCAUAGUUGGUAACUACACUGAGAUUAUUAAACCACUCAGUGAUGCUGGGCGGCUCCUAUGUGACUUGCACUUUAGAGAAUCACAAUCCCGCCGAUAUUCUAUAAUAAAUACAUUAAAUAAGGAUAUAAGAGAAACUGUUAAAAAUACAAAAAUUGAUGAAUAUCUGUUUGGCUCUGACUUGGGUGAACAAUUGAAAACAGCAAAAGCUAUAAGUAAAUCUAGCUCUGAAUUAAGAAUUCCGAAGCCUCAAUUGAAACCUACACCUCAACGGGGCGCUUUAAACUCUCGGGGGGCGCGGGGUGCAGCCUCGACAACGCGUCCGACUCAACGGAGGCCGAGCGCGGGCGCCGCGAGGGAGCGCGACCGCGACCGGGGACACCGUGCGGCCACGAGCUCCGCGAGGAACACCAGCCAGCGCGGGAGGGCCAGGAGAUACUAG
Messenger RNA from Amyelois transitella, 939 nucleotides. RefSeq lists its product as uncharacterized. The record is from RefSeq and is a predicted model, not a curated record. The coding region runs from base 1 to 939 and encodes 312 amino acids. Lineage: Eukaryota; Metazoa; Arthropoda; Insecta; Lepidoptera; Pyralidae. The transcript has 2 exons.